Molecule: messenger RNA, 5943 nt
Organism: Pararge aegeria (speckled wood butterfly)
Lineage: Eukaryota; Metazoa; Arthropoda; Insecta; Lepidoptera; Nymphalidae
Gene: Crtc
Product: CREB-regulated transcription coactivator 3
Exons: 12
Coding region: 68-1708 (546 amino acids)
Biological process (GO): positive regulation of transcription by RNA polymerase II; protein homotetramerization
Cellular component (GO): cytoplasm; nucleus
Molecular function (GO): cAMP response element binding protein binding
Source: RefSeq, a predicted model, not a curated record
GUUUUGGUUCUAUGAGUGUAGAAAAUUGUGAUGUAAAAAAGAGAAGAAUAAAUGUUUGUUGACCAUCAUGGCGAAUCCUAGGAAAUUUAGUGAAAAAAUAGCCCUCCAUAAUCAAAAGCAGGCUGAGGAAACGGCCGCCUUUGAAAAAAUUAUGCGUGAAGUUUCCGACGCAACCAAUAAGCCAGAAGAAGCCUCGCUAGCGACGCAGUAUGGCCUCGGUGGCAGAAGCGGGGGUGCUUCUCCCACACCCAGGUCACCGGGGCAGAGGGGUAGAGCCUCUUCAUCAGGGGGACCGAUGCGGAGGCCAGCGGACCGGAAACAUGACACCAGUCCGUAUGGAAGUAAUGUUUAUCUUAGCCCCCCACCGGACAGCAAUUGGCGGCGGACGAACUCAGACUCGGCGUUACACCAAUCGUGCGGCAGUGAGCAACAGGUGGUUGCGCAGCCGCUGUCGCCGCAUCAUCACCCCAUGCAUUCCCACGCCCACCCACACUUGCAUCCCCAUCAGAACCAUCGACGAGGUGCAAAUAUCAAUCUUGACGUGCUAAACACGCUGGGAAUGAAUCCCACUAACCGUCCUCGAUCAUCAUGUGAAAUACCAAGAAUACCUAACAACAACAAUGUAUACGAAAGCGGGGGGGACGGUGGGGGUGGCGGCGGCGGUGGCGGACUGGCGUGCGGCGAGCUGCAGGUGCCGGGCGGCUCGCUGCCCGACCUCACCUCCGUGCACUUCCCCCCGCCCCACUACAUGCCGCACCGGACCUCGCCCGACUACCAUCAGCCCAGAUACAGUCCCACGUCACCCGGUGCGUCCCCCGGGGGCGGCAGCGUGUCCCCCGCGACCGGGGGCCUGUCCCCCGCCUCCGGUUCCCCGGUCGGCGCCACGGUGCCGCUGGCCACAAUUCACCAAGACCACUCUCUCUACGACACACAAAAUCACUUAUCUGUACCAAACACAAAUAAUUAUCUUCAUCAUAAUAAGAAUAUGUCAUCGUUAGACCACGGCUGGAUAACGUCGAGUCAAUACCAAUCACACUGUAGUCCGCCCUCUCAAUAUUCAUCCACGUCGAAUAUCAACGUACCUUCCCCAACGAUGGUGCACAGUCCAGGCAGUCCAGUAGAAUCGCCGCAGACUGACUACAACAACCUUCAUCAAGCGCUAUUACAACCCUUCGAGCAAAUCACAAUGCUGGAUUCCCCCACGUCGAACUACAACACGUCGUAUAUCAAUCACAGUUCGCCGCAUUCGCAGCAGACAACGAAUUCAACGCACACAUAUUCUCAGGCUUAUCACAGUAAUGUGUCGUUGCAGUCGUCGCACGGCGGUCACAAUAUGCACGGGGCGCACCACAUGGCAUACAGCAGCCACGGGCAUCCGGGGCACGUGGACCACACGCAGUCGCAGGUGCCGGCCCCGGAACCGCGGAGGGCGCGUGACCCCGUGGCAGGGGGCGGGGCCUACUCCGCGUUACAGCCCCUCGCCUCCCCCUCUCAGCCUGCCACGCCCGCCACACCCGCGUCGAUACCCGAUAUCAUACUAACAGAUUAUUCGGGUGAACUAGACCCCGGUAUAUUCGGCGGUGAAGAGGCGCAACUUCGUGCGGGAUUAGACCUCGAUGAUCUUACGCUACUGGAGGAGCCCAGCGCCCUUCUACCCGAUUCGUCAGUCGAGCACGAGUUCCGACUCGAUCGACUCGGCGACUUGUAGUAGUGCGCCCGUCCCCACGUCGCGACCCCCCUCGACCUCCUCGAUCGCCCCCGCUGGUGCCGCGAUCCCCGGACCCCGGGUAGAGCGCCGAGCGGAUGCGCCUGACGUAGGUUAACGAGGUGAGCGCGAUGACUCCCUAAACUUCAUGACAAUUUCUAUCGUUUCAAGUCUGAAUUAGUGGUUAUAUAGGACUCGGUUUAGCCGUCGUUUAGUUUAACGAGGGUCAGUGGCAGUAAGUUUGACCGGAGAUGCGAUUCUAGCGACCCGACUCUUUUGGGUCAUGUAGCUCAAAAUGAUGCAAUGAAAUAAACUUUUGCGCUUGAGAGUCGGAAGAACUAAAGGUGAUUGGACAAGCUGGACUGUAUAAAGAUCUUUAUAACAUAUCGGAUAAGAGCUUUCCGGAACCCAGGUACGUGCAGAAAGUUAUAUGUCUUCACAUUCUUCAAGGUAUGUUGGCAUCAGUGCUUUCUGUUAGGAUCAAGGUCCACACAUUGUACUAGGGCAUCAUAAAUCCCGAGAGCACUGAUGAAGCGUACGUACGUUCGAUACGCAUGCCAAUGAUACGGGCAAGAGUAAAUUCAUUCAUACAAGUUGUAUGUACCCUGACUGGGCUUUGACCUUGACUGGUCUGGCCAGGCCAUAAGGGAGCGACGGCGACGCGACUCGUCACACAUUCCCAGCGCGCGGCGCGAGCGUGUGCGACCGCGCCGCGCGCGUUUGAUCGCGUGCCGAUACUGGCACGAUGUGAACCAGUUAAACUGUAACAUUUAUGAGUGCGAGUGUUCAUUGUGGUUUAAAAUGUUUUAACUCGUGUUUUUAAUUCGGAGGGAUAGCGGUACGUUUGUAGAUUUAGAUUUUCUAAAUGGUGAUCGAUCGAUUUCAUCGACUACUCGUGUACAGAUUGUUUAUUUUUUUAAUAAGUAAAGUAUUUGUGAAUAUGUACUCGAAUAUCAUUGGUGAAUUUAUUUCGGAUUCGAUUAAAAAAAAGUUUUGCGAUUAACCGAUCGACCAAUGCGGUCGACCCUGUAAAUAUAACUCGAAAGUGUUCACUUUAUAAAGUUGCAUUUAAAUCGCUAACGUUGCAUGCUAGUUUAAAAAGCGAACGUGUCGUUUAAACAAUCGUUGACGCGAUUAAAUUUUUUCUAAAGUUUUUAAUAAUAUCUCUCUCGACUUUUUUAUAUUCUCUAUCGUCUUUCAGCGAUUGCUCAAGCGUUGACUGAAACUUUAUCCGAAUAAUUCUUACCGUAGAUAGUUCCACAAUUUACCACAAUUUUUAAAUAUUAAAUAUUCGUCAGCACAGGCUUACAAACCUUACUUGGCAUUUUAAAUGCUCCGUGUUACCAUUUUGUAUAUUGUAUUCGAAUUUAAUGUCCCAAUAAGGGCUUCUUUCCUCUAGAGUUGUGCGAGGUAGCUGUCAAAGCGAUGAUCUAAUGUAAUCUGUGAAACUAUAUGCCCUGCCUACGGCUUUUACCAAAACUAAGCGGAUCAAGUGAGAUGUGCAGCAGAUGCGCAAAUAUCCUAACAAAAUUCAAAAUUGCAUAGCUUAGCAAAUUCACCAAAAACUGCUCACGAAAUACAUUACGUGAGGUAACUUUUGACAUAUGUUUAUAAAUAUUAAGUCAAGUCAACACGUCACAAAUUAAGUCAAGAGUGGAUUCGCGAAAUUACCAAGGCAGUAAAGAUUACUUUUGACUGUGAUUCAGCAAAUAAAACUAGUGUGGAAAGUACAAUUAGAUUGAUACAAAUGUUAGAGAAGUUAUUAAAUAAAUCUUUGAAAAUAAUGUUUGUAUCCCGUACAAGGUUUUAUUAAAGUCUAUACGAAAUAAAAAGUAAGCCAGUAAACUGAUCUUAUCCAUAUAAAAAUUGAAGAUUUGUUUCAAGGACACUCCUCGUACAGCCGUGCUGAAAAGACGCCUUUAUGUUUGUAAAUAAAAAAAGCUGUUAAUGUAAAUUUUACUAAGCUUUUGUCGCAAAACAUAUCUGUGUAUGUACGUGCGCGUGGUUGCAAUUGGUAAUUAUUCGGUGACGUGAUUUCGUCAUUCGUUUGUUAUAUAAUUAGACAAUGGUGCCGAUUUUGUUUUACACGAAACUCACAGGGUUAAAAGUAAUGCUAUCAUCCUUCUCACAAUGUUACUAGUAUAGGAUAGGACUGAAAGAACUGGCAAUUUAGUCUAAAAAAAACCAACGAUAAAUAAUUAAUGUAAACACACUAAAGCUAUUUGCGUGCAGGAAGAAAAGGAUGGAUAGCUUUGCUUUUCUUUCUCACGCAAAUCAACUAACCCUUUUCGUUGACAUAUAUUUAUUAGAGCAAUCUAUACAACAGAAUUAGCACCAUUGUAUACAAAUUUCGAUUAUUAUCUAUAGAUGUUGACGAAUAUUUGCAUUUUCACAGUAGUAGAACUACAUCUGAAGUUAAACUUUAUAGUGUUUAAGUUUCGAAAUAUUUAGUUUAAGUUUUCAAUGUGCUCGCAAACUCCGAGAUUCGUGUCUCAGCACGAGGUUUUUUUUUAACAUUUGUACAAAUUAUCUAUAAAAUAUUGCGAGUACGAGCGAUUAGUUACGUGUUUUAUUUGUUUCUUUUGUUAAUGCUCAUUUUAUUAUGUUUUAAGAGUCUAGUCAUCAAGUUAUAUGAGUUUCAAAGGAAAUAGAACUUUUUUUGCGCCUCUGUUGAAAUCGAAAAUGUUCAUUUAUAUACAGAUUUUAUGUGUCUAUCUGGACAAUGUUAAUGUAAGGCUUUCUUGUUUACUUGUAAAACUGUUUGAAUUUACGCAUAAGGGUGUUUUUUUUAUUGAAAAGAGUGUUUGGUUGAUUUUCUUCCUAAUUUUCAACAAUAAAAAUAAGGUUUAGCAAAGAACUUGUUGAUAAAUCAGCAGUGAUCGCAUUAGAUACAGAUUAUUUACCUAUAUUUAGAAGAUCACAGACUUCCUUACGUUAAAUUUAUUAAAUCAAAAUAAUAAUAGAAUUUAAAAUCUAUUUCUGUUGACCAGAAUUGCCAAACACAAAAGACAUGUUUUUGUAGUUUUCAUUAACAAACUACAAGGUCGGUAUUUAAAAUGAAGUCAAUAAUUUUUAAUAUUAUCUUUAAAAGCGCUCCGAACUAAUGAAACAAAGGCUAAUUUGGCAUGUCAACAUAAUUUACUAUUUUUCAUCUUAGAACUGCAUAUCUUUUGAAUUUUUCUUGUGCAAACACUAAACCAAUUCGAUUAUUUUGCUGUUUUGAUAACAUUAUUAAUGCAAUUAACCAAUUUGACAUAUAUGAUAGCAGGCGGUUGAGUGAUGUUCUGAAAUGAGACACAAAAAUGUAGUCGUAAGGUUUCAACUAUUGGCUAGGUUCUUCGAAGUUUAGGUUUAGUUUACUCUACCUAUUCCGAUCACUGCACAUCCUUUACCAGGUGAGUGUUAUAUAUCUUUGCCGUCAAAGCGACUGCAAUGGCAUUUACGAAGGAUUAAGUUUUAAACUACUUGUAAAGGUUCGAUCGAUUCGAUCAUAAUGUGAAAUGGCGUUUAUAUCUUAACCCAUUUUACUAUAUUUAAAACGAAAUUUUUUUAUAAGUAAACAAGUAGCCACACAAUUUCAAAAUGCCAAAUUGUUAAAAUAUUAUAUCAUUCGAGUAUUUUGUUCAAUUAUUACAGAUUUUUAUAAAGGAGAUGCAAUCCGUCGCUUAUAACGCAAGACGUAGUAUAUCUAAUAUUAAAGUAUUUUUUUAUACCAAAACUUAACAAACGUUAACCAUUAUAUUUGAAUCUGUUGUUGUUCAUUAUCGUUAUUUACCUACAAAAACCAAUACAAUAAAUAACGGUUUAAAGUUAUUUUUGUAAAGGUUUUUAGCUUCACAUUUUUAAUGGUUGCCUUGUUUUACAUCGUGAACUUGUGUAAACAUAAGUGAGUAUAAAUUAUGACUUUUUAAUUUGUAAAUAUUUAUUUUAUUUUCAUUAUUUUAAACUGAUAUAAUCGUUUUGCGUUAACAGCGAUAAAAUAGCGAUUUUGCGCACACAACAUAAAUCAAACAUGUGAAAAAUAUAUAUGUUAAUACUACGACAAGAUUUUAUUUUUCUGGAUAUGCUUUACUUGUUAAGUGUACAUUGUUACAAUAUUGCCUACAAUGUUGGUAUAUUUUGAAUAUUAUUUUAUAUUCCACCUCUAGAGUGUACUGUAUGACAGAUGUAGAAUGUAUAAUUGUAAUAUAUUAUGUGAUAAAGGAAAUAAGCACAAGAUAAAUCAUAGUGAAGCCUAA